AUGUCCGAGGCGGAAGAUAACAGAGAAGAGUUGAAGGAAGAGAUUGAUGACUUGUUUGGGGAUGAAGAGGAGGAUGAAGAGCAACAACAACAACAACAACAACAACAACAACCGCAAUCACCUCAACAGAAUGAGACGUUUGAUGGAAGUGACGGUGAAGGUGAAGGUGAAGGUGGAAAUGAAGAUGUACGAGGACGGAUUAACUUUGAUCAAUCGGGUAGUGAGGAGGAGGACUACGAAGGUGAACUUACCGAAAAGAACAUUUUGGAAUUGUCACUACCUCGUCAUGCGCAAAGUCUGUUGACGGAGGGCACACAAAUCUUGAGAACGCCAGUGCAUUUGAACAUUGAGCCACAUCCGUUUGACCCCACUGUGUUCAAAGAAGAAGUGGAGAAUAAUGCUCUUGAAAGAGUAGAGAAGGGGUUGACCUCAAAGCAGAUAUAUAACGAGCAAUUAGCGGAGAAAUUGAUUAAUGAGUCUACAGUAAGAUGGAGAUACCAUAAUUCAGGAAACGAUGAGAUCGUAAAACAAUCUAAUGCACAUUUUGUCCAAUGGGAUGAUGGGAGUUUGAGUUUGAAGAUUGGUGAAGAAAUGUUUGAUGUCAAGAAAUUGCCUACUGUGGAUAAUUUUUUGGUAAAGUCAUACAAGACUGCGGAGAUUUUGCAAACGGACUCAAUCAUUGAAAACACAAUCAACUUGUUGCCCGCGUCUAAUGACUCAAUUCACAAGAGGCUAACACAGGUGAUGAAGAACAUACAUAAUAAGGACAAGAUUUUGAACACUAUAACAGAAGACGAUCCAUUGAAGAAACAGAGAAUAGCAGAUGAAAAUGAAAAGAAGAAGUUGAAGAUGAAGAGACAAUUGGAAAGCAAGAGGAGAUUGGAGGAGGAAAAGUUUGAAAGGGGUGAGAGUCCUAGUGUGAGAGAGAGUUCGUAUGCUCGUUUUGCCAGAACUUAUGGAGAUGAGGAAGAAGGCGUGGGUGAGGAAUACGAUGAGGAGGACGAUUUUGUUGCUGGAGACGAAGAGGAACUAGAGAGGUAUGACGAUGAGGAAGAGGAGGAGGAAGAGGAGGGAGAAGGUGAGGAGGAUGACAGAGAAGAGGAUGAAUUUGAAAAAGGUGCUGAGAGGUUGCGUAAGUUGAAAGAAGAAGGGCAAGCAAAGUAUAGGGAAAGCUCGGCCGAGGAGGAGACUAGAAAGAGAAGAAGAAUUAUAGAAAGUGACGAAGAUGAUGAAUAG
Messenger RNA from Lodderomyces theae, 1236 nucleotides. RefSeq lists its product as uncharacterized. The record is from RefSeq and is a predicted model, not a curated record. Gene Ontology annotation, cellular component: nucleus; Cdc73/Paf1 complex. Gene Ontology annotation, biological process: transcription elongation by RNA polymerase II; positive regulation of transcription elongation by RNA polymerase II. The transcript has a single exon. Gene Ontology annotation, molecular function: RNA polymerase II C-terminal domain phosphoserine binding. NCBI's taxonomy places the organism in Eukaryota, Fungi, Ascomycota, Pichiomycetes, Serinales, Debaryomycetaceae. Bases 1 to 1236 code for a protein of 411 amino acids.